Molecule: messenger RNA, 1968 nt
Organism: Eimeria mitis
Lineage: Eukaryota; Apicomplexa; Conoidasida; Eucoccidiorida; Eimeriidae
Product: DnaJ domain-containing protein, putative
Exons: 11
Coding region: 1-1968 (655 amino acids)
Source: RefSeq, a predicted model, not a curated record
AUGCGGCGCGCUUCCGGAGGGGGCAAGACACCAGGACGCUGGGGCGGAGGGAGUGCCCAGCGUGCAUCGAAAGACACUUCUGGUGCUGCAGCAGCAGCAGAGAGAUCUGCUGAGCAAAAUGACGGCAGCGGGAACAGCGCUGGCUCAGACGGCGCCAGCGAGCAGCAGCAACAACAGGAACAGCAGCAGCAGCAGCAGGAGAAACAAGGUUGCAGCCCCAGCAGGGGCCUGAGCAACAGCAUGCAUUCUCCGAAGUGCUCGCGUGUGAAGGCGCAUCGCCGACCGCAGGAUGGGAAUGCGGACGCGGAAUACGACGCCAAGAUGUGGUCAAUCGUGCCAGUCAACAAGCCCAAUGAGACGGGAGAGCCGUCGCCUCCUCCUGACAAGACGGUGUUGGGCGGUUUGUUUUCCACACGCAAACCCAAAGACGCAGGCGCGGGGCUGUCGUCGGGUUUGAAGUCCGUGGGGAAGGGCGUCGCGGUUGGGGCUGCCUCUCUCUUUGUUCUCCCUGCCGUGGGAGCUGCCCAGCAAGGAGUUGGGGGGUUCUUUAAGGGCAUUGGGGCUGGCGUAGUGGCUGCUGUGACUUUGCCGAUAACGGGAAUUUGCAUCGCGGGGUAUCAGGUGACGCGAGGCCUGAUAAAUACACCUGAAGCGAUUCAUGAGAAGAGCCAGGGCAAGAAGUGGGACAAGAAAGAAAGGGGAGUUGGGGGUUUCUUUAAGGGCAUUGGGGCUGGUGUAGUGGCUGCUGUGACUCUGCCGAUAACGGGAAUUUGCAUCGCGGGGUAUCAGGUGACGCGAGGCCUGAUAAAUACACCUGAAGCGAUUCAUGAGAAGAGCCAGGGCAAGAAGUGGGACAAGAAAGAAAGGGUAUGGAAGCCGAACUGGUACAGUUUACAGGAGGAGGCAGCCGAGGUGCUGAGCCAGGAGAACCCGCACAAGCGUGACGCGAACAGCAACAGCAGCAGCGGGAGCAGCAGCAGCAGCAGUAGCAGCAGCAGCAGUGGGGCACGGAAGGUCGUGGACACUACUCUGUAUGAAGUGCUGGAAGUUUCGCCUGACGCGCGACCUGAAGAAAUAAGGAGACAGUACUACAGGCUUGCUCGGAAGUACCAUCCCGAUAAAAACCCCGGCGAUCCUUCUGCAAAGAAGCGCUUUCAGCAACUGGGCGAGGCGUACCAGGUGCUGGGGGAGGAGGAGAGGAGAGCUCAAGCUCAGUAUGACUUGCACGGCCAGGCAGCAGCGCAAGAUAUGCCCAUCAUUGACAGUGGACUGUUCUUCAUGAUGCUCUUUGGGUCUGAGGCCCUCGAACCUUACAUCGGAAAACUUAAAAUGGCCAUGUUCGUCGAAAUGGUUGACGCCCCAGGCAGCAGGGGUGCUCGGGGUGACGACAUAUCUGAGGAGAUGUUUGCGUUCGAACAGCGGAAGAGGGAAGUUCAGUUGGCGGUGUUGCUGCAGCAACGAAUUCAGCCGUACGUGGACGCGAUGCUGGAAAGCAGUGGGUCCCAGAGCCCGCAGCAGCAGCAGCAGCGCGACCAACAGAUAAAGCAAUUUGAGGAGACGCUGCCUCUGAUCCUGGAGACGAUGUUGAGUAUUUGCCUCAUGGACAUAGAGACGACUGUCCGCGCAGCCUCCAAGAAGGUCCUUAAAGACAUGAGCGUCUCGGUUGAGGUGAGGCGCCUGCGGGCAGAGGCGCUCGUGAAGUUGGGCAAAGGAAUUCAGCAGGAGACAGAGCGAUUCAAGACGCAGCACAAAGACGAUAAAGUCGAUCCCCUCAGGCGCAUGGAAGAUGCCCUUAUCAAGGCAGCGCAGAAGGCAGAUGAGGAACGGUACAAGAGGGAAGGCGACCAUACAGGGCCACCGACCCCGCCUGCAGCUGCUGCAGCAGCAGCAGCUGCUGCUGCUGCUGCCGCUGAGCAGCCGCAGCAGCAACCCACAAGCUCUUCACGAGCUGCGCCGGACUUCUUGUGA